AUGCCUGCGACCGCCGUUGAGCCUACAGAAGAGGCUGCGACUGCCGCAGCCUCCCACGACGGCCCCAAGUCUGAUAUCGCCUGUCUCAUUUGUCGCUCCCGCAAGGUCCGGUGCGAUAGAUCUCUCCCCGACUGCCGCAACUGUUUGCGCCUCGGCGUCCCCUGCCCCAGAUACGACCGCGAAAAUGAAUUCAUCUCCCGCAAAGAAUUACAGAAAUCUGCCGACGACAUCUUUCGUGCCGCCGGCGUCGAGAAGCGAAAGGUAGGCUCCUGCGAGGAAUGCCGCGCCUCCAAGCAUCGCUGCACAAAAACCCGCCCCGCCUGUCGCCGCUGCAUUUUGCGCAACCUCAAAUGCACCUACCCCGGUAGACAAGAUCGUGAGCCCUCCGCCAGCGGCAGUCUGUCUCCCGGCAGGCAAGCUCACGGCACCACGCCGACAAAGCAAGAACCCCGUGAGACGUAUACUCCCAUGGACAUACACCCCAUGCGGCCCGAGCCCGACCAACGCCAGUUUCAGCCACUCAACCGCCAGAGCGUUCCCUCGGAAGAGUCUAUGCAGAUGAACUAUCCGCAGACCCAGUACCCACUACCACAGCUUCGUCAACACCAAGAGCCACCAAAUGCACAAAGCCAGAUCUACAACCACAGCGCUUUGCAAAAUGGGGAACCCGAGGCCGUCUACUCGGAACGGCUGCCCGAAAACGGCAACUUCCGCAAAACGCUCAUUAAAGCAUACUUCAACCGGUCUGCUCCUUUGCGCAAUCUAUCCUUUAUUCAUAGACCAUCAUUCAUGAAAUCGCUGGAUCAAGAUAGUGUCGUGCAAGACUACGGAGAGCCCCUUCUUUACGUCAUGUGCGCUCUCGGAGCCCGGCAUUUGUAUUUCGACCACGUCGCUGAGUGCGGUGAGACGAUGGUCGUUGAUGCGAGCCAAAUCCCGGGCGAGAAGUGGGCUGUCAAAGCUAGGCAAGAUGCUAUGCGGGAUCUACAUGCGCCAGAUGUGCACAACCUCAUGACCAUGGUACUACUAUGCGACUACAGCCUCCGUGAGGACAAAAACGCCAUGGUCUUUGUUCUCAUCUCCGUCUUGUACCGCAUGGUGCGGCUGCUGGGCUUGGAUUCGUACCGACCUCUGGAUGCGAGUGCUUCUCCGACAGAAAUCAUGGAACGGGAGAGUGAGAUUCGGCUUGUCUGGGCCUGCUACUAUCUCGACGUUCUUGUUGGAAACGGCGUCGAAAAGAACCUCUGCUGGAGAGACGACGUGCCCUCAAUCCCUUUACCCUGUCCCGAGCAGAAUUUCACGUCACAGACGAUGGCUCACCCAUACUUUCUCGAAGAGAUCGAACAGAGCGACAUGACAGAUAUAAUACCGCACCUGGAUUUCCAAGCACUGUCUAUAUUGGUGCUGCGACUUCGAUCGAAAGUCAUGUAUCUCAUUCGAAACCCCGAAAAAGAGAAGAAGAUAUGGGAUAACGAUUCCAAAUUCACUCAGAUUAUCCAGCGUCUCGAGACCACUAUCGCAAGGCUUCCCGAAAAGUAUUACAUGACCGACAUGAACAUGUACAUUCUCAGAGAAGACAACAUCUUGGGAGCUGUAUUUGUGCUGCAUCUGCUUAUGCAUGCAGUUAUAUUUGACUUGACGCGAACAUCCCUGGCCGGAUUCAAUUUUCCCCUGUCAAACGAUUUCAAAGUUGCACCGGACGCUUUCAAAACCAGAUGUCAGGAUCUCUGCCGACACCACGCCAUCGAGGUAUCGCUGCUCUUCCGCAGGGCGCUGUGCAUGGGGCGAAGUGUCUUUGACGACUUGUUUUGCGUCGACGCGGCUUUCGAAUCCUCCAAGGUGCAGCUUGUCUAUGCCGCAACCAUCAACCAUAGCCCCUUUAUCGUUCAGCAAACCAAGUCCAACCUCGGUACCAACAUCGAAUGCCUCCAAACGUUUAGCCGCGACACUGCCACCCGCAACUCUGUUCUUCGCGCACUGCUUCCAAUUUGUACACUGUUUGGAUUCCGAGAAAUCGCAGAAAAGUUCGCGACAAGCGGAGAAUCGCCCGACGAGACAGAAGUUACUGGUUCUGCGGACAUGCAUCAUUUGUCCCGACUGGCACCGUUCCGACGAGGCCGGUCUGAGCUGCAACGGGCUUCGCAUACGUCACACAGCCCGAAAACCUCAUCCUCGUCCAACACGUAUCCGUCACCAAUGACGCAGUCGAGCCGAAACGUACCGCCGAGGAGCGCAAACAGCCAAAACGCCACGCCGUUCAAUGGGAUGAUGUCGAUGCCCAUGGAUGGCAGCCUGGGUCCCAUGACACCAGGCACAUCGCAGCGGCCGCCUCUACAGAUUAUGCCGUCGGCAGGCGUCAUGGCGCAGAAUGGGGCCAUGCUGCAGCCCUCUAUCGACGACUAUAUCAAAACGGCCGACGAAAUGUCGAACCUGCUUACUUGGAACAUGCCGGACCUAUCUCCGUGGUUCACAUUUGACAAUAUGCUGCUCCCGAGCUAA
Molecule: messenger RNA, 2496 nt
Organism: Akanthomyces muscarius
Lineage: Eukaryota; Fungi; Ascomycota; Sordariomycetes; Hypocreales; Cordycipitaceae
Exons: 7
Coding region: 1-2496 (831 amino acids)
Biological process (GO): DNA-templated transcription; regulation of DNA-templated transcription
Cellular component (GO): nucleus
Molecular function (GO): DNA binding; zinc ion binding; DNA-binding transcription factor activity, RNA polymerase II-specific
Source: RefSeq, a predicted model, not a curated record